Durio zibethinus is the source of this 1186-nucleotide messenger RNA. Lineage: Eukaryota; Viridiplantae; Streptophyta; Magnoliopsida; Malvales; Malvaceae. The record is from RefSeq and is a predicted model, not a curated record.
UAUGCGUUACACAUAUUACUCAACCAGCACCCAAGUUCGCUACUAAAACUUGCGGAGUAGUCGGGCAGAGUGAGAGUGAUGGCAGUUUUGCUAUUUCGAGGAAAGUGUACCCAGGUGUGAAGGCAGUUUAGUUAUACUGAAUAAUGGCGAAUUGCAUGAGAAUACAGCCCUCGUUGCUCAAUAUCCUAAGGGUUAUUGUUAUGCCAGCGGCUGCAGCACCAGUGGCUUCAAGGACCAGGCCUUUCUACAAACCCCUGCGUUGUGCACCUCUCCAGCAACUGCAACAAGAGCAAGAGAUUGACGCAGGGAUCAUGUGUGAACCUUGCAAUGGUAAAGGAUGGUUGCCAUGUGAUUUUUGUGAAGGAAAAAAAACCAAUGUCAAAGCCAAGAACAAACGGAUCUACCGUCGAUGCCCAUCUUGUAGAGGUAUUGGUCAUCUGUUGUGUUCAAAAUGCAAAGUCUUUAAGUGUGUCACCUUCCCAAAUGGGAGCGAUGGUGAAGAGCUGACCUUGUGAUCGCACCCCUGCUGGUUUAUUAAUAAAAAAAUUGCAGAGAACCCUUCAACUAAUGUGUUCAUGGAGUUGUUCUCAAUUUUUUGCAGGAGAUUGAUUUCAGGUUCUUCCUUGCCCUUCUUUGUAUUUUUCUUAAACCCUCGAGAAGAAAUUCUUUGAGAGGCAUCUAGUAUUGUGCACACCAUGAGCUGUGAAAUUUAUUAGAUGGUUGAUUAUUGUAUUUUGUUGUUGAUAAAAUAAAAAAGCUGACUUGGUUUUUCUUGCAAUCUGAGCAUAAUGGUAUCAAGUCUUGAAAGGUUUUUGGAAUGUGGUGUUAAGUUAAUUGAAGGAUUAUUUUUGAAUUGGCUGAUUGGGUGGUUGUCAAUAGCGUAGCACCAUAGAAUUGAGGCUUAUCCUGGAGCUACACCUGAGUAUUGAGAGUGAUUCUCACAUAUAUGUCAGAACAGAAUGUGAUGCAGGUGGUGAUGACUAUCUUUGUACUCAAGGUGUUAGCAAAUGCAUGUCAAAUUUACAAGUUACAUAAGUAACCAGAAUAAAUGUGAAGAUGGUUGUAGACAUGUAAUGUUCUGGUUUGAAAACAUGUUAUUGAGAUCUCUUAUAACAAGAAAAUGAGCGCUAUGUUGGCAAACAACCUUAUGGGCAUUGGGCAGUUUUCCCUUUUUUUUUUUAACCUU